AUGAUCCAAACCGAUUCCGAUGAGUCGCCAUUGAAAACCUCUGUCGGCUUUAGUCUAGGCCAAGAGGAGGCGGCUGCAGCUCUCGAAGACUUCGAUACGCAAAGCCAUGCCAGUUCCCGCGACCCCGGUAGCACACAACCCGCUGACCCCGCGCUAGCGGACAACGACGGCCAACGCGACGAUGCAGGGGACGGCCAGUCGAAUUUCGACAAUGACGGCGACAAGCCGGCUUGGAGCGAAAUGAAAACCAAGGCCGGGAAGGAAAGGAAGCGCCUGCCGCUGGCUUGCAUCGCAUGUCGACGCAAGAAAAUCCGCUGCUCCGGUGAGAAGCCCGCCUGCAAACAUUGCACUCGGUCUAGGAUUCCGUGCGUGUAUAAGGUUACUACAAGGAAGGCAGCGCCGCGCACAGAUUAUAUGGCCAUGUUAGAUAAGCGGUUGAAGAGGAUGGAAGAUCGCGUAAUCAAGACGAUACCAAAAGAAGAGACGAGAGAUAUGUCCUCGAUUGGUAGGUCGGUUGUGAAACCUUCGUUGUCCAUUCAGCCCUCGAAGGCACAGAAAAAAAGAAACGCGGACGAGGCAUUUGCAGCAGAGAUGGACGGAUGGACCCGUGAGGACCGUCGGCCACCCCAAGACACCUUUCCCAUGAAUCGCGAAAUCAAAUCUAGCGACGGGACUGGCCUUUUGACCGAGGGAGCUGAGUUCCUGCCAUCAUUGGAGAUCCAAGAGCAUCUUGCAGAGGUGUUUUUCGAUUGUGUAUAUGGGCAGUCAUACCUUCUGCUACACAAGCCUAGUUUCAUGCGGCGUCUCAAGGCGGGCACAGUUCCCCCUGUUUUAAUUUUGGCUGUCUGUGCUGUAUCCGCGCGUUUUUCUACACAUCCUCAGCUCAACUCGGAGCCGCCAUUCUUGCGGGGAGAGAACUGGGCCAAUCCCGCUGCGGCUAUCGCUCUGAGCCGGCACGAUGAACCGAAUAUUACUAUCCUUACUGUAUUCCUCCUUCUUGGCCUCCAUGAGUUCGGAACCUGUCAUGGUGGGCGAAGUUGGUCUUUUGGAGGCCAGGCAUUGCGAAUGGCAUAUGCAUUGCAACUCCAUCAAGAGCUUGACCAAGACCCAUUGCUCAGUCAGAAAACCGGCAACGGUUCACAACUGAGCUUCACGGAUCAGGAGAUCCGGCGGCGCACCAUGUGGGCAUGCUUUUUGAUGGACCGUUAUAACUCUUCGGGCAGUCAACGGCCGCCUAUUGGAAAUGAAAAGUUCCUACAGAUCCAGCUCCCUAUCAAGGAAACUCAUUUCCAGAUGGAGAUUCCGGGUCCCACAGAAGACCUCGAUGGUGACAUUCUUAAUCCUACACCGGAUGAUGCAGGGCAAUUAUCCAAUGCCAGAGAAAACAUGGGUGUGUCGGCGUACAUUAUUAGGGCCAUUGUUAUUUGGGGUCGUAUUGUCGACUAUCUGAACCUUGGUGGUAAAAGGAAAGACUCGCAUCCGCUGUGGCAUCCAGACUCGGGAUAUAACCGGCUCAAAAGGCAGAUCGAGGAUUUUUCUGCCUCGCUCCCGACUCCUUUGACGUUCACCUAUGAAAAUCUUCAAAUUCAUGCCGCGGAGAAAAUUGCAAAUCAGUUCCUGUUCCUCCAUAUCAUCACACAUCAAAAUAUGCUGUUCCUGAAUCAGUUUGCCAUUCCCUUAUCUCCGGGAGGCCGACCACCAAGGGAUAUGCCUAAGCCUUUCCUCAGCAAUGCAGGUCGAGCCGCGGUGGAAGCAGCGCAUCAUAUCUCAGUGCUUUUUGAUCGAGCUUCGGCCUAUCCUCUCACCGUGCCUUUUGCCGGAUACUGUGCUUACUCGGCCAGUACCGUUCACAUUUGGGGAAUAUUCUCAAAGAAUGUGCAACUAGAAGCACGCUCAAAAGAGAAUCUUCGGCAUACUUACCGCUAUCUCAAUAAAAUGAAGAAGUACUGGGGCAUGUUCCACUACAUGGUUGAGAGUGCUAAGGAUCGGUAUCGGCAAUUUGCUGAUGCAGCUAUCAAGGGCUCUGUGGCCAUUCAAAAUGGUACCUCACUCGCACCAAUGUUCCAAUAUGGUGACUGGUUUGAUAAGUAUCCACAUGGGGUUUCAAGGUUGCAUUGGGAGGACCCUGAUACUCGACACAAGGAGACGGGCGAAGACGCAGUGAUGGGUCAAAAGCCCGAUCUUCAAAGCGUUGAGGAUUUCUUCGCAGGCCUGUCUCCCACCCCACAGCCAACUCUCCCUCGCAAAUCGCGCUCUCGCAAGAAUAGCAAAUUAUCGGAUGGUGGCCCAGGCAUGGACCAGACCUCACCACAAUCAAUGAUGGAAGUCACAAUGGGGAACACGCCAGGUGUUCCGGACAGUGCAUUCCCGCAACCCUCCGUGUUCCCACAAAAUCGGCAAAUGUCUUUCGGUCAACCACCAUUCGAUUUCAGCAUCCCAACCGACCAACUGCCACAACUAGACCGACAAUUCGUCUACGGUUCAUUCUCAGAAUUCGACCCCACCUCUUUCGUCCCAAAUAACCCUCCCGUCCAACCGGUCGACGGCAUCCAACCCCAAAACCCAGACCACAGUCUCUUCACUGGCCAACUGGACCCAAGCGCUCCAGCUGGAACGGGCGAGUUCUACCAACCGAGCGCUUGGUUCCUUCCCUUCAACCUCGAUCCUGUCGGUGCGAACCCGCCACCGCAAGCCCCAGCUCCCGCUCCGAUUCCCGGGCCCAGCAAUACCGCUGGCAAUGCUCCCCCUCCCGGAAUACCCCCUGUGCCAGAAUUCAGCGGUGGUGGUAUGCCGUUGAGCGCAUAUGAGCUUGGCCUAACGGGGCCCGAUAUGCAAAACCCACGGCAGUGA
Molecule: messenger RNA, 2850 nt
Organism: Penicillium soppii
Lineage: Eukaryota; Fungi; Ascomycota; Eurotiomycetes; Eurotiales; Aspergillaceae
Product: putative C6 transcription factor
Exons: 1
Coding region: 1-2850 (949 amino acids)
Biological process (GO): regulation of DNA-templated transcription; DNA-templated transcription
Cellular component (GO): nucleus
Molecular function (GO): DNA binding; DNA-binding transcription factor activity, RNA polymerase II-specific; zinc ion binding
Source: RefSeq, a predicted model, not a curated record